Messenger RNA from Jaculus jaculus (lesser Egyptian jerboa), 3565 nucleotides. RefSeq names its product collagen type XXVIII alpha 1 chain (gene Col28a1). The record is from RefSeq and is a predicted model, not a curated record. The coding region runs from base 126 to 3530 and encodes 1134 amino acids. Lineage: Eukaryota; Metazoa; Chordata; Mammalia; Rodentia; Dipodidae. The transcript has 36 exons. Gene Ontology annotation, molecular function: serine-type endopeptidase inhibitor activity.
AAUAGCUGACUCCAUCCUUAAUUAUAGUCCUUGCUAUGGGCAUUUAAAAUUCAUCCAGUCCUAAUUCCUGCUUGACAGACUACAGAAGGUGCUACCAGGCAGAUGAAUUUUUACCAUCUUUCAUAAUGAGGAACAGAGACUUUGCCUUUUGUCUCCUGCUUUUGCCAGGUUUUUUGGGUCAAGUGCAUGGACAGAGAAAGAAAGGAUUCAAGCCAAAUUCACUUGCAAGAAAAAGUGGCCUGCAGGACUCUACUUGCUUCAUAGAUGUUGUCUUUAUUGUGGACAGCUCUGAAAGCUCUAAAAUUGCCCUAUUUGAUACUCAGAAAGAUUUUGUGGGCAGUUUGAGUGACAAGAUAUUCCAGUUGACUCCUGGUCGCUCAUUGAAAUACGACAUUAAACUGGCAGCCCUUCAAUUUAGCAGCUCUGUCCAGAUUGAUCCACCCUUUUCUUCUUGGAAGGACCUGUGGACAUUUAAGCAGAGGGUCAAGUCUUUGAAUUUAAUUGGGCAAGGUACUUUCUCUUAUUAUGCCAUCUCCAAUGCCACUAGGCUACUUAAGAGAGAAGGGCGUAAAGAUGGUGUGAAAGUGGCUUUGCUGAUGACUGACGGCAUUGAUCAUCCCAAGAAUCCAGAUAUUCAAAGUAUCUCUGAAGAUGCUAGAAAUUCUGGAAUAUCCUUUAUCACCAUUGGACUUUCCAAGGUAGUCAAUGAAGCCAAACUGCGCUUGGUAUCUGGAGAUUCACACAGUGAACCUGUUCUAUUGUUGAGUGAUCCAGCUCUUGGAAAUAAAAUCCGGGAUCGCCUGGAUAUUUUAUUUGAAAAGAAGUGUGAACACAAGAUCUGUGAGUGUGAGAAGGGAGAUCCAGGUGACCCAGGCCUUCCUGGUACACAUGGAAACCCAGGUAUCAAAGGUGAGCGAGGACCAAAAGGAAACCCGGGUGAUGCUCAAAAGGGAGAAACAGGAGAAAGAGGUCCUGGGGGAGUUCCUGGGUAUAAGGGCGACAAGGGUGAACGUGGAGAAUGUGGUAAACCAGGAAUGAAAGGUGACAAAGGAUCUGUGGGGCCAUAUGGACCAAAGGGACCCAGGGGACUUCAGGGCAUUAGUGGACCUCCAGGAGAUCCAGGCCCAAAGGGUUCUCAAGGCAACAAGGGUGAACCAGGUCCUCCUGGUCCUUAUGGUCCCCCAGGAGUUCCCGGUAUUGGACAGCAAGGUAUCAAGGGAGAAAGAGGCCAAGAAGGGAGAACAGGAGCUCCAGGACCGAUAGGAAUUGGUGAGCCUGGACAGCCAGGUCCCCGUGGUCCUGAGGGAGUACCAGGAGAUAGGGGAUUGCCUGGAGAAGGAUUGCCAGGACCAAAGGGUGAAAAGGGCUCCGAAGGACCAAUUGGCCCACAAGGAUUACAAGGCUUGUCAAUCAAAGGAGACAAGGGAGAUUUGGGACCUGUGGGGCCUCAAGGACCCGUGGGCACCCCAGGCAUCGGAAGUCAAGGGGAGCAGGGGAUUCAAGGUCCUGUUGGUCCACCUGGUCCACAAGGACCCCCAGGACAGGGCUCACCUGGUUCCAAGGGAGAAGUAGGCCAGGUGGGACCUACAGGACCUAGAGGACCAGUGGGAGUUGGAGUACAGGGUCCAAAGGGGGAGCCAGGUGCAGUUGGACUUCCAGGACAACCGGGUGUGCCUGGAGAAGAUGGGGCAGCAGGGAAAAAGGGAGAAGCGGGGCUUCCAGGAACCAGAGGCCCAGAAGGACCACCUGGGAAAGGACAACCUGGCUCCAAGGGUGAUGAAGGAAAGAAAGGAAGCAAAGGAAAUCAAGGACAGAGGGGAUUUGCAGGACCAGAAGGGCCAAAGGGCGAGCCAGGCACUAUGGGCCCUUUUGGGUUGCCUGGAGCAUCAAUUCCUGGACCAUCUGGACCAAAGGGAGAUAGAGGAGGACCCGGCAUGCCAGGACUUAAAGGGGAACCUGGAAUUGCUAUUCGAGGACCAAAGGGUGCCCAGGGCCCUCGGGGACUUGUGGGUCCCCCAGGACUCAAAGGUGAUGGCUAUCCUGGUGUAGCUGGACCACGAGGGUUGCCAGGACCACCGGGACCAAUGGGUUUACGAGGCAUGGGAGACACUGGAGCAAAGGGAGAACCUGGGGUUAGAGGCCCUCCGGGUCCUUCUGGGCCACGGGGCAUAGGAAUCCAAGGGCCAAAGGGUGAUAUUGGGCAAAAAGGCUUGCCUGGCCCCCCUGGCCCUCCAGGCUAUGGAUCACAAGGAAUUAAAGGGGAACAAGGACCUCAGGGUUUUCCUGGGUCAAAAGGCACCAUCGGCCAUGGCCUUCCAGGCCAGAAGGGAGAGCAUGGAGAACGUGGUGACAUGGGAAAGAAAGGUGAAAAGGGGGAGCUAGGAGAGCCUGGAUCUCCAGGAAAACAGGGGUUACAAGGACCCAAAGGAGACCUGGGACUGACAAAAGAAGAAAUUAUCAAACUUAUUAUUGAAAUAUGUGGUUGUGGGCCCAAAUGCAAAGAGACUCCAUUGGAGUUGGUGUUUGUGAUUGACAGUUCAGAAAGUGUGGGACCAGAGAACUUCCAGGUCAUCCAAAAUUUUGUGAAGACUCUAGCUGACAAGGUUGCCUUGGACCUUGCCACAGCCCGCAUAGGCAUCAUCAACUACAGCCACAAGGUGGAGAAGGUGGCAAGCCUCAAGCAGUUCUCCAGCAAGGAUGACUUCAAGGUGGUGGUGGACAACAUGCAGUAUCUGGGGGAAGGCACCUAUACAGCAACCGCGCUUCAAGCAGCUAAUGAUAUGUUCAAGGAAGCAAGGCCAGGUGUGAAGAAGGUGGCCUUGGUGAUCACUGAUGGACAGACAGAUUCUCGAGACAAAAAGAAACUGGCAGAAGUGGUGAAGGAUGCCAAUGACUCCAAAGUAGAGAUAUUUGUGAUUGGGGUAGUGAAGAAAGAUGACCCCAACUUUGAACUGUUCCACAAAGAAAUGAAUCUCAUUGCUACUGACUCAGAGCAUGUGUAUCAAUUUGAUGACUUCUUUGCUCUGCAUGAUACCCUGAAGCAAAAGUUGUCUAAAAAAAUUUGUGAAGAUUUUGAUUCCUAUCUCAUUCAAGUUUUUGGAUCAUCCUCUCUUCAGCCUACAUUUGGGAUGUCAGGAGAAGACCUCAGUCCAUUUACCCCGGAGCCUGUGAAAGAAACUUCUGAGUUAUUUAAUGUUUCUAGAAGCCAGAGUGAGAAGAAUGAGCCUCCCAUAAUGACUCGGGCUGACGACUUGGAAGUUACUACCUCACCUGAGGCUGCCAACACUCUUGGGCCAUUGCUCAACAGAACUCCAAGUCCCAGUUGGAUUUUGCAGUCAGAAAAUUUUGUGUACAAAGAUCCUAGAUGCCUGGAAGCCUUAAAGCCUGGAAACUGUGGUGACUAUGUGGUUCGAUGGUAUUAUGAUAGGCAGGUCAACUCCUGUGCCCGCUUUUGGUUCAGUGGCUGCAGUGGCUCGGGAAAUAGAUUCAACAGUGAAAAGGAAUGUCAAGAAGUCUGCAUGGAAGGGUGAACAGUCUUAUAACUCCCGCUCAAGUUCAAUGGCAC